AGGAGGUGGUUCCCAGCGGGCCAGCAGCACCAUUGCUGUCGCCUGCCUGGUAUUCCUGCUGAUUCUGCUCGGACUUCAGGGGCCUCUCCCUGCCUGGGGAGCGAAUUUCUCAUAACUCUAAGGAGAACUGGAAGCACAAUGGGAGAUGAUAGUGAGUGGCUGAAGCUACCAGUUGAUCAGAAAUGUGAACACAAGCUGUGGAAAGCAAGGUUAAAUGGAUAUGAAGAGGCCCUGAAGAUCUUCCAGAAAAUAAGAGAUGAAAAGAGCCCAGAAUGGUCCAAAUUUUUAGGAUUGAUAAAAAAAUUUGUGACUGAUUCCAAUGCAGUGGUUCAGUUGAAAGGAUUAGAAGCUGCACUUGUUUAUGUUGAAAAUGCUCAUGUAGCAGGAAAAACCACAGGAGAAGUUGUAUCAGGUGUUGUAAGUAAAGUUUUCAACCAGCCCAAAGCCAGAGCCAAGGAGCUAGGCAUCGAGAUUUGUCUCAUGUACAUAGAGAUUGAGAAAGGAGAGGCUGUGCAAGAAGAGCUCCUGAAAGGCCUGGACAAUAAGAACCCCAAGAUUAUCGUGGCCUGCACAGAGACACUGAGGAAAGCCUUAAGUGAAUUUGGUUCCAAAAUCAUCUUGCUUAAGCCAAUUAUCAAAGUGUUGCCAAAACUUUUUGAGUCUCGAGACAAGGCAGUUCGAGAUGAAGCCAAACUAAUUGCUGUGGAGAUUUACAGAUGGAUUCGGGAUGCUCUGAGACCCCCAUUACAGAAUAUAAACUCCCUCCAGUUGAAAGAACUAGAAGAAGAAUGGGUCAAACUGCCAACAGGUGCUCCUAAACCAACUCGCUUUCUGCGUUCCCAGCAAGAACUAGAAGCAAAAUUGGAACAACAGCAGUCUGCUGGUGGAGAUGCUGAGGGAGGUGGUGAUGAUGGUGAUGAGGUGCCACAGAUAGAUGCUUAUGAGCUUUUGGAAGCAGUAGAAAUUCUUUCCAAACUUCCCAAAGACUUUUAUGACAAAAUUGAGGCAAAAAAAUGGCAAGAGAGAAAAGAAGCCCUGGAGGCUGUAGAAGUACUGGUGAAAAACCCCAAAUUGGAAGCAGGCGAUUACGCGGAUUUAGUAAAAGCAUUAAAGAAGGUAGUUGGAAAGGACACCAAUGUCAUGUUGGUGGCUCUGGCAGCAAAAUGUCUUACUGGCCUGGCUGUUGGGCUAAGGAAGAAAUUUGGACAAUAUGCAGGACACGUUGUGCCAACCAUUUUGGAAAAAUUUAAAGAGAAGAAGCCUCAAGUAGUGCAAGCCCUGCAGGAGGCAAUCGAUGCGAUCUUCCUUACUACCACUCUACAGAACAUCAGUGAGGAUGUUUUAGCAGUAAUGGAUAAUAAAAAUCCAACCAUCAAGCAGCAGACAUCGCUUUUUAUUGCAAGAAGCUUCCGCCACUGCACUGCUGCUACCCUGCCUAAGAGCUUGCUGAAGCCCUUUUGUGCAGCUCUACUAAAGCACAUCAGUGAUUCUGCUUCUGAAGUCAGAGAUGCUGCAUUUGAAGCAUUGGGUACAGCUUUGAAGGUGGUUGGUGAAAAAGCAGUAAACCCAUUCUUAGUUGAUGUAGACAAACUUAAGCUUGAUAAGAUCAAAGAAUGUUCAGAAAAGGUGGAGCUGGCGCAUGGUAAGAAAGCUGGACUGGCAGCUGAAAAGAAGGAAUUCAAGCCUGUUCCUGGAAGGACUGCUUCUUCAGGGGCAGCGGGAGAUAAGGACACGAAGGACGUUUCAGUACCCAAACCAGGACCCUUAAAAAAGGCCUCUACUACUAAGGCUGGUGGACCACCUAAGAAGGGGAAACCAAGUGCACCAGGAGGUGCAGGGAGCGCUGGAACCAAGAACAAGAAGGGAUUGGAGAUCAAGGAAAUAGUGGAGCCAGAGCUCUCGAUUGAAGUAUGUGAAGAAAAAGCUUCAGCUGUCCUUCCUGCUACAUGUAUACAACUUCUAGACAGCAGUAACUGGAAGGAAAGACUUGCCUGUAUGGAAGAGUUCCAGAAGGCUGUUGAACUAAUGGACCGAACUGAAAUGCCAUGCCAGGCAUUAGUGAGGAUGCUGGCCAGGAAACCUGGGUGGAAAGAAACUAAUUUUCAGGUGAUGCAGAUGAAGCUUCAUAUAGUUGCUUUAAUUGCCCAGAAGGGAAAUUUUUCCAAAACCUCAGCUCAGAUUGUCUUGGAUGGCCUUGUAGACAAGAUUGGAGAUGUGAAAUGUGGGAACAAUGCAAAAGAAGCUAUGACAGCAAUAGCUGAGGCGUGUAUGUUGCCAUGGACAGCUGAACAGGUUAUGUCAAUGGCUUUCUCCCAGAAGAAUCCCAAGAAUCAAUCAGAAACUCUGAAUUGGCUGUCCAAUGCAAUAAAAGAAUUUGGUUUUUCUGGAUUGAAUGUGAAAGCUUUCAUUAGCAAUGUGAAGACAGCUCUUGCUGCAACAAACCCAGCUGUGAGGACUUCUGCUAUCACCCUGCUUGGUGUAAUGUACCUGUAUGUUGGUCCCUCUUUGCGAAUGUUCUUUGAAGAUGAAAAGCCUGCCCUCCUGUCCCAGAUAGAUGCAGAAUUUGAGAAGAUGCAGGGACAGAACCCACCUGCUCCAACCAGAGGGAUUUCCAAACACAGCACAAGUGGUACGGAGGAAGGAGAAGAUGGAGAUGAACCAGACGAUGGGGGCAAUGAUGUUGUGGAUCUUUUGCCAAGGACAGAAAUAAGUGACAAAAUCACCUCAGAGUUGAUAUCUAAGAUUGGUGACAAAAAUUGGAAGAUCAGGAAAGAAGGCCUAGAUGAAGUGGCUGGUAUUAUCAAUGAAGCAAAAUUUAUCCAACCAAACAUAGGUGAACUUCCAACUGCCUUAAAGGGUCGACUCAAUGAUUCAAAUAAAAUCUUGGUGCAGCAGACGCUGACUAUCCUCCAGCAACUGGCAGUAGCCAUGGGCCCCAACAUCAAGCAGCAUGUGAAGAACUUAGGCAUCCCUGUCAUCACAGUCCUUGGAGACAGCAAGAACAAUGUUCGAGCUGCUGCCCUAGCGACUGUGAACGCCUGGGCCGAACAGACUGGCAUGAAGGAAUGGCUGGAGGGAGAAGAUCUUUCUGAAGAGCUCAAAAAGGAAAAUCCUUUCCUGCGGCAAGAGCUUCUGGGCUGGCUGGCUGAGAAACUACCGACUCUUCGUUCCACCCCCACAGACCUUAUCCUGUGUGUUCCUCAUCUCUACUCCUGCCUGGAGGAUCGCAAUGGAGAUGUGCGAAAGAAGGCCCAAGAUGCCUUACCAUUCUUCAUGAUGCAUUUAGGAUAUGAGAAAAUGGCCAAGGCUACAGGGAAACUAAAGCCAACUUCUAAAGACCAGGUAUUGGCCAUGCUAGAGAAAGCCAAAGUUAACAUGCCUGCAAAACCUGCUGCACCUGCUAAAGCAACCUCCAAACCAAUGGGAGGGUCAGCUCCAGCCAAAUUUCAGCCUGCCUCAGUGCCUGUUGAAGAUUCUGUCUCCAGCACUGUAGAACCCAAGCCUGAUCCGAAAAAGGCCAAAGCUCUAGGAGUUUCCUCUAAAGCCAAGAGUGCACAAGGGAAGAAAGUGCCGAGCAAAACCAGCUUAAAGGAGGAUGAAGACAAAUCCGGUCCUAUUUUUAUUGUUGUUCCAAAUGGAAAGGAGCAAAGAAUGAAAGACGAAAAGGGAUUAAAGGUGCUGAAGUGGAAUUUCACUACUCCAAGGGAUGAAUACAUUGAGCAACUGAAGACUCAGAUGUCUAGCUGUGUGGCUAAGUGGUUACAAGAUGAGAUGUUUCACUCAGACUUUCAGCAUCAUAACAAAGCCCUUGCUGUUAUGGUUGAUCACUUGGAGAGUGAAAAAGAGGGUGUCAUUGGUUGCCUGGAUCUUAUCUUGAAGUGGCUUACCCUGCGGUUUUUUGAUACCAACACAAGUGUCCUAAUGAAAGCCCUAGAAUAUUUAAAAUUGCUCUUCACCCUGCUAAGUGAGGAAGAGUAUCAUCUUACUGAGAAUGAAGCAUCUUCCUUCAUCCCCUAUCUCAUCCUAAAGGUUGGAGAACCAAAGGAUGUCAUUCGUAAAGAUGUCCGUGCCAUCCUGAACCGGAUGUGCCUUGUCUACCCAGCCAGCAAGAUGUUCCCCUUCAUCAUGGAAGGAACCAAAUCCAAAAAUUCAAAACAGAGAGCAGAGUGCCUAGAAGAACUGGGGUGUCUGGUCGAGUCCUAUGGCAUGAACGUUUGCCAACCAACUGCAGGAAAAGCCUUAAAGGAGAUAGCGAUUCACAUAGGAGACCGAGACAACGCUGUGCGCAACGCUGCCCUCAACACCAUCGUCACGGUGUACAAUGUGCAUGGGGAUCAGGUGUUCAAACUCAUUGGAACUCUUUCUGAAAAGGAUAUGAGCAUGCUUGAGGAAAGGAUUAAGCGGUCAGCAAAGAGGCCAUCUGCAGCACCAAUGAAACAGGUAGAAGAGAAACCUCAGCGCACACAGAGCAUAAGCUCCAAUGCCAACAUGCUGCGCAAGGGACCGGCUGAGGACAUGUCCUCUAAACUCAACCAAGCUCGGAGCAUGAGCGGGCAUCCCGAGGCGGCCCAGAUGGUGCGCCGAGAAUUUCAGCUAGAUCUCGAUGAGAUCGAGAACGACAACGGUACAGUCCGCUGUGAAAUGCCAGAACUUGUGCAGCACAAACUGGAUGACAUUUUUGAGCCGGUCCUUAUUCCUGAACCCAAGAUCCGGGCUGUUUCUCCACACUUUGAUGACAUGCACAGUAAUACAGCAUCCACAAUCAAUUUCAUUAUCUCCCAAGUAGCCAGUGGUGACAUCAGCACAAGCAUCCAAGCUCUGACCCAGAUUGAUGAGGUCCUGAGACAGGAAGACAAAGCUGAAGCUAUGUCUGGCCAUAUUGACCAGUUUCUGAUAGCCACGUUCAUGCAGCUAAGACUCAUCUACAACACACAUAUGGCGGAUGAGAAGUUGGAGAAGGACGAAAUCAUCAAGUUGUACAGCUGUAUCAUCGGCAACAUGAUUUCGCUGUUUCAGAUAGAGAGCCUGGCCCGGGAGGCCUCGACCGGAGUCCUGAAAGACCUGAUGCACGGCCUCAUCACCCUCAUGCUGGACUCUCGCAUCGAAGACCUGGAGGAAGGACAACAGGUGAUCCGCUCUGUGAACCUCUUGGUGGUGAAGGUUCUGGAGAAGUCAGACCAGACCAACAUCCUGAGUGCCCUACUGGUUUUGCUUCAAGACAGCCUGCUAGCAACAGCCAGCUCUCCCAAAUUCUCAGAGCUUGUUAUGAAGUGUCUCUGGAGAAUGGUUCGACUGUUGCCUGACACCAUCAACAGCAUUAAUCUGGACAGAAUUCUUCUGGAUAUACACAUUUUCAUGAAGGUCUUCCCCAAAGAGAAACUAAAGCAGUGCAAAAGUGAGUUUCCCAUCAGGACCCUGAAGACGUUGCUGCACACGUUAUGCAAAUUGAAAGGGCCCAAGGUGAGUGAGCAGAGCCACGGGAGUUUGGGAGAGCACCAUGGGAACGGCGCUGCUGCCAUUAGACUGUGCCCGUGUCUCCCGCAGAUCUUGGACCAUUUAACCAUGAUUGACAACAAGAGCGAGUCUGAGCUGGAGGCCCACCUCUGCCGGAUGAUGAAGCACAGCAUGGACCAGGCUGGGAGCAAGUCGGAUAAGGAAACAGAAAAGGGAGCAUCUCGGAUCGAUGAAAAAUCAUCAAAGGCCAAAGUGAAUGAUUUCUUAGCUGAGAUUUUUAAGAAGAUUGGCUCCAAAGAGAAUACUAAAGAGGGCCUUGCAGAGUUAUAUGAAUAUAAGAAGAAAUAUUCAGAUGCUGACAUUGAACCAUUUCUGAAAAACUCCUCGCAGUUCUUCCAGAGCUAUGUUGAAAGAGGCCUUCGGGUGAUCGAAAUGGAGAGGGAGGGCAAAGGCCGUAUUCCCACUUCAACAGGCAUCUCCCCUCAGAUGGAGGUCACGUGUGCACCUGCCCCCACAAGCGCAGUGUCCUCCAUAGGCAACACGAACGGAGAGGAGGUGGGACCAUCUGUCUACCUGGAAAGGCUAAAAAUCCUCCGACAGCGAUGUGGUCUGGACAACACCAAGCAGGAUGACCGGCCUCCGCUGACCUCUCUGCUCUCCAAACCAGCUAUCCCUGCCGUCGCCUCCUCCACAGACAUGCUGCACAGCAAACUCUCCCAGCUCCGGGAGUCCCGGGAGCAGCACCAGCACUCGGACCUGGAUCCUCACCAGACUCACCCUUCGGGGACCACGACCACGGCCUCCUCGUCCACAGCUAACAUCGAUGACUUGAAAAAGAGACUGGAGAGAAUAAAGAGCAGUCGCAAAUGAAGCCGCCCCCUCCCGGCCCCCGCAGCUUUAGUUUACUAAACUAGAGUCCUCAUAGUUUACAGGGGCCUUGGUGGGCCUGGCGCACAUGAACUGGUCAUUCGCAUCCACCACGGAUCUGGGGAGGAGUCACGGCACAAGGGUUUGUACAUACUCUGCUGCUCCAUCAGCGCCUGCCCCUCUAGGAGACUGUCUGCGUGUUAGCUUAGUGUACAGACUUGUAAACAGCUGCCCUCCGCUCGGCUCAGACUAGUUUCCGUGCCCUUUUCUUUUUACUUGCUCAUUUGUAAAGUUGUCUUAAUCUUUCCUACCUUUUAACUAUUAGAACCCCUUUAAUAGUCUUCCUUUGAGUUUGUGAGCUCUUCUCCUUGUAGCCCUGAAGGGUCACUGUAUUCUGUAUGAAUGCAUGGCAUGAUACAACUAAUUUAAGAGUCUUUUAUAAAUAAAGUUUGCAUUAACUAUA
This is a messenger RNA of Artibeus jamaicensis (Jamaican fruit-eating bat), 6784 nucleotides long. RefSeq names its product cytoskeleton associated protein 5 (gene CKAP5). Gene Ontology annotation, cellular component: microtubule plus-end; spindle pole; centrosome. The coding region runs from base 139 to 6324 and encodes 2061 amino acids. The transcript has 43 exons. The record is from RefSeq and is a predicted model, not a curated record. Gene Ontology annotation, molecular function: microtubule plus end polymerase activity; microtubule plus-end binding. Gene Ontology annotation, biological process: microtubule polymerization; establishment or maintenance of microtubule cytoskeleton polarity; mitotic spindle organization. NCBI's taxonomy places the organism in Eukaryota, Metazoa, Chordata, Mammalia, Chiroptera, Phyllostomidae.